UGGACGCUUUUUCCUGAUUGGCUGAUGAACAUCCUGUUUUCAGGCCUCGCUAACAGAUGCUAUUUUAAACCAUACUUCCUCCGUGAGCAGUGGAUUAACAGGUAGACGUACAUCUUAGAAAAGGAGUAAGUCUGUAAUAAGACACUUGGCUUUUGGCGGUCUGAAGGACUGAAGGAAUCUGAUAAAUAUUAACAGUAGAUACGGAUUAAAAAGCCGUUAGCUGCUAAAAGUUUGUAGCUGCUGUUGAACAUAGCUCUGUUAUCAUCAUUAACAACAAUAAGGCUAACUGACUGUGGAGCUACCAGCUUCUCAUUCAGUGAUACAGACAGGUUAGUGGUCACACAGGUGUUUCUGUCGAGUCGUCAGGAUGCAGCGGGGAUGGACAUUUGGACGCCAUUUCUCAUGUUGACUUAGCCACAUUAUCUGGGAUGGAUCACAACAAUCCAGAGAUACUGAAAGAUCCUGGUGGAGAACCUGGUCUGACAGCAGAUCGAGAGAACUCUGAGUCAUUCUGUACUGAAAAGGAGCAGAGGAGAUGCAAUUCCUGCAUGGGGACAGAGGAACAGACCACUAAUGGUUCCUGGUCACAGAGGUCCAUCUCCCGUUCCUUGCAGCGAGCUGAGACUUUACUCAAAAGCACCUUUAAUCCCAGUCUGAAGUGGCUGUUCCAGGGCCGCAGUCAAGAUGAGGAGGAGGUAGAAGGAAAUUUUGUUGUCGCUCACAAUCUGGUGUCCCGGUCCUCUGCACGUCUCCUACGUCUGCAACAAGCUCUUCUAACUGUGGCGCCACAGUGGCAGCCUGUUGGCAGUGGACAGAUGGGAUCUCCACAGGUCUGUGUGAAAGGCCCCCCUUCAGAGGGUGGUGUUCUCCUCCUGCUCUCCUCCUCCUUCCUGCAGGGACACUAUACAGCUCUGUGGAGGCUCCUGGAGCAGCGGUCCCUGCUGCUCCUCAUACAUGAAUACACCAGAAGGGCUCGCCUAACAGCAGCAUACAUAUCCAGAGUGAGACACCUGCUGGAGAAUCAGCUGCAGAAAUCACACCUGACACUAAACCAGACCCCAUCCAGCUGGUCUACAGUCACAGUUGGUCUUGGUUCACUGAGUCAGGAGCUGCGGGUCCAUCUCAACCACUGGUCUUGUCUGUUCUCCAAAGUCCAGUCUGAUCACUCUCUGAGGCCUGCUUUGGUCCAGCACACCAGGCUGCUGGUGGAAAUAAAACAGACUCUGGACUUACUUGGUCUGCAGGCACUGAUUUUGAUGGAACAUUAUGUGUGUGUCAUUCUGUCUGCUGUAGCCCAGACUGAAUUAGACUCCAUACCAAGAGAAGUGCUGGAGGACAUUUUAGCUGGCACAGAGCUGUAUAACCAGGCAGUGGGAGAGCAGAGAGCACAGCACAACAUCACCCAGUUGAGGACUGCACUUUUACAGCAGGCACAUUAUUCCACACCAGAUUCUAGUCUUCCAAAGAGCAAAGGGCCUCACCCUGCUGCCUUCUCAAUCAAAGAGCUGAUGAGGAUUUUAGCAGUGCAUCAAGCAGAUAUGGCAGCCAAGCAGCUGCACUGCUGGGCCUCUGAGCAGAAUUAUCACAUCUGUCAGGUCCACAACAACCAAGAGGCCUACACACGUUCUGAUAACUCCGUCAGUCAGGUGGCCAGGCUCAGCUGUGGGACGUCUGCUCUGAGAUCUGAGUGGACCUGGGAGCAGCUGCAGCAUACCUACCCUAUUUCCUCUCCUCUCUUCUCUAUUAAUCAUCACCCCUCCCUACAGUCAUUAUCUCGUCACAUCCGCCAUAAAACUUCUCCUGUUUACACCCCUGACCUUCAUUUGGACAGUAAUAUCUCUGAGAGCCACCAUCCUGUAUUAGCAAAGUCCACCUUUAUCCAACAAAGACCAGAGAGCUCUAGCAAAGACCAAACCAUCCAGUGCCAAACAUACAUUUCCCACACUGGUCCAGCCCAGAACAGUGUGGAAGCUUUGGACUCAGUCCAAGCAAAUAUAAAAAAACAGCCCACUUUAGAAAACUGUAAACUGUUACACACCAUUUCACCCCCUUCAUCCUCCUCCCACCAUCUCUCAGCCCUGCUUCUGUCAGGGGUCUGCCAACAGGACCAUUCCUCAUUAGAGCUCCUUUUUCAGGUGCUGGUUUCCUCCACUGAUCUGCUGGCUCCACUAGUUUCACAUACACCCACAUCCGAGGCGCCAACUGAACAACUGCUACCCAGUACAAAAACAGAUGUGAUAUCUCCUAAUGGAAAGACUGACCUGAUGAAAUUAACUGCUCUCGUUGUCAGUGCAGCUGAUUCAGUGGAAUGGAACAGUGUGAGUACAGAACUGAACAAGGACCAGAAUGUGAAAGGAUUUCAGCAGGAAUGGACUGAAAUGGAAAUAACUACUGGACAAGAAGCUACUUUCAGCUCAGGUUUUCAAAGGGAUGGAAACCCAGAGAAGGAGGAGGCAGGGGGCACAGAGGGGACAGCAAUGGAGCCAGAUUGUCUUCGUUGGUCUCACUCGGUACAGUGGUUAGACCUUGGUCAGUCGUCUGUGUUUUCUGAACUGUUUGGACAGUUCCGCACCCUGCUGUGGACCCUCUGUAGCAAAGCCCUGUGGCUGCAGCUGCAUGUACCAAGAGCAGGAAGCACUGCAGGAAGCAUCAACCUCCAAGACAUACACAGGAGCUUCCAAAUCAUUCACAAGAUCAGUCAGGCUUCAAAGACAGAUCUGGUUCCCAAAGAGUGCAGAGCCAUGCUGGAGGACUUAAGUCUGUAUCUGUUAGUUGUUACAGCACAUGCUCAGUGGGACUAUGUGAUGUGCAAAGGUUUAGGUUCAUCUCUGAAAGAUAAGUGUCUCAUGGGUGGGAAUCAGACCAGCAACUCUGUGACACCGUCGUCUGAGCAAGAUGGAAGUGUGAUGAUGUCAGCGACCAUGGAGCAUUUCCUGCUGCUGUCCCCUCCUCUCCUGUCAUCUCUGUGUUGCCAUCAUUCAAACAGCAGGGCCUCAGGUUCUUUUAGCGUCUUCCAGUCCAGGCUCACUCUCCAGAGACAGACUGUUAGCUUGGUGUUAGCCACAGUGCAGAUAUCUACAAUCUGGGUCAUAUCCAAGGCUUACCAGUUUCUCUCUUCAUGGAGUCUCAACAAGUUCCUGCUUAUUACACAGGGAGAUCUCAAAGUGCUCAGAGAGUCAUUAGAGACUAUGGUGCUUCAGACUAAGUCCCUGAUGAUCAAUGCAGACAGUAACCAACAUUCCACUCUUCAUAACCACAACCAGCAUCUGCUGAGGAGGCAACUCAGAGCACUUGACAGGGCUGUGUCCGAGCUGCAGACCUUCUCUUCUCUGGUGCUGAAGACCUUCUCCAGUGACUGCAAGAGGAUGUCAGGGGAGAUUUUUGAACAGACCAUGCCUUCUGCUGUACACUGGAGACCCAGCCUCAGGACAGGUUUUCCUGGCAGUCCCAGUGAGUAUGCGUGUCUGGCUGCUCAGACUGUGAUUGGUCAGGUUUUAGAGGGGGUUGCACCGUUGUCUGAUGAUGCCCGUGUCCAAGCUCUGAGUAUAACAAUGACAGCUUUUAUGGAGGCAUGGAUGGAACACAUCUUGAAACAUAAGAUCAAAUUCAGUGUGCAGGGAGCUCUCCAGCUGAAGCAGGACUUUGAUUCUAUCAGAGAGUUGAUCCAGUCAGACAAAUAUGGUCUGUCAGCUGAACUCCACCAGCGACUGCUCAGCCUCCGGGUUUUUCAGCAGGUGGACUCAGCAGUGGUUUGUCUGCUCCAGCAGCCGCAGGCCAAACCAUAUCUACAGUCCAGAGCCUGGGAGCCUUUCACACGCUGCUGUCCAGCCAACAGCAGCAGAAACAGCAUUGAUGUGGUGGCGAGCAGUAUAACCAACCUGAGGUGUAUGGAGGGUGAGGACCUGCAUCAGUCCGAUCCCUCAGAUGUGACCACUGACCUCCCUCCAGUGGACCCAUCGACCCCUGAAGAGCCGUACCUUGCUCCAAGUGUAGCUCUGGGUGUUGCUCAGCGGGAAUGGCUGGACCUGAGGAUCCACAGCAGCACUCGACGCUGGAGGUUGCCAGGACUGCAGUGUCUCUCUAAGUCUGAACCUUGAACACACAGACCCUGCAGAGAUCUGACACACACACACACACACACACAUCACUUGAAUCUCUCUGGCUCUCUGUCUCUUCAGUUUACUGACAACAAACACAGUGUAAAUUAAAUAUCCAGUCUUGUUGUUUAUACGGUGUAUAUUUUGCAGAUAAGACGAUGAUACCUCUGGAGGUUACUUUUGGGUGUAAUAUAUGUUAUAAAUUGAUAUAAAAAUGAAUUUAGCAAUGUCAAAAAUAUUUCUAUUUCAUAACAAAAGUAUUUGUAUAACCACAUAUUUUUAUAUACUCCUGAUUAAAAUACAUAAUUUCAUCAUCAUUACUUCCUGAUAAAAUGUUUUUUUUGGUUUUCUGCGCACAUAAUUUUUAUGUGCAUAUGGUGCCUUCCAUACUUUGCUGUAUGGUGAUGGAUUUAACAAAUGGUAACAAAUAGCUUUGCAGCUUCUUGAGAAAUGUUGACGAACAGCUCUCUUUAGCUCAGCUAGAUUUAGAAGUAUUCAAGAUCUGGGCUUUAUGACUUCACUGCUCUUUUUUCUGCACAUUCAAUAGUACAAUCUACCAAAAGUUCAAUACAGCAACAUUUUGACCCCAAGGUGUGCCUUAGGCAAAAGGAAAAGAAAAGACAAAACAAAAACUAGACCUGCAGUUAGGAGAUCACAUGAUCAAACUCCUAUAUUCCAAAGAUGAUUUUUGGUGCACUCUGCUCUUGGCUGUGUUCAUGUUUUGCCAUUUUGAAGUAUCCUGAAAAAGGAAUAAUAAGGGGUGAUUUG
This is a messenger RNA of Epinephelus fuscoguttatus (brown-marbled grouper), 4865 nucleotides long. RefSeq names its product coiled-coil domain containing 142 (gene ccdc142). Bases 429 to 4097 code for a protein of 1222 amino acids. The record is from RefSeq and is a predicted model, not a curated record. NCBI's taxonomy places the organism in Eukaryota, Metazoa, Chordata, Actinopteri, Perciformes, Serranidae. The transcript is spliced from 18 exons.